Ornithorhynchus anatinus (platypus) is the source of this 12585-nucleotide messenger RNA. RefSeq names its product dynein axonemal heavy chain 3 (gene DNAH3). Gene Ontology annotation, cellular component: dynein complex. Bases 369 to 12524 code for a protein of 4051 amino acids. Gene Ontology annotation, molecular function: minus-end-directed microtubule motor activity; dynein intermediate chain binding; ATP hydrolysis activity. Gene Ontology annotation, biological process: microtubule-based movement. The record is from RefSeq and is a predicted model, not a curated record. NCBI's taxonomy places the organism in Eukaryota, Metazoa, Chordata, Mammalia, Monotremata, Ornithorhynchidae. The transcript has 61 exons.
GGCCAGUGUGGCUGUCAGAUAGUCUACUUGUGAACCAGAAACUACUAUUAUGACUUUGGGUUGAUGUGUGGUGCUUUGAAGGACAAAUAACUGGGGAGGAAGAAAAAGCAGGGAAAAGCAGGGAAGUCCCAAGAAUCUCCCAUUUUCUUUGCUUUCACAAUCUCUCCCCUCGACCUUCCCUUCUCAGAGAGACGGCCUGUGUUCUGCUGUCUCCUCAGGCCAAAAGAAUGGACCUCCCUGAGAGUUCCAUGUUCUAGGUCACAGGCAUUAUGAUUUGCCCACGAGAGGUCUCUGGAGCUGCUCAGAAGCAUUUCUCUUGAAGAAACAAAACACAUCAUAUAAGGACAAGUCCCAUUUGACCCGAAACCAUGUUUUCCCCGGAGGACAUACUGUUCCUAAAGUACAAAAACGACUCCAUAUAUCAGAUGAGCCACUCCAAAAAGAGGCCGGAGUUGCCCCCUCUGCCAGCUUCAGCGACGGAAGGGCCAUCCGAACUCUACCAGACGGUCAUGACGCACAGCUUCUACCCCCCUUUAAUGCAACGGACAUCCUGGACCCUGGCUGCGCCCUUCAAAGAACAGCAGCAUUUCCGGUGUCCCAGUGACUCCAUCGCCAACAAUUACACCCUAACGGCCCAGGACCUGACGCUGAGAGACAUGAAGACCAUCUACCAACCCAUCACUUUCAGCAUCCCCGGUGGAGCGGCCAGUCAGAGAGCUGCUCCAGAUGUUCCAGCUCAGAAGAAUUUUGCACUCCAGGGCAAGAGGAUCAAACUACCGCCUAAAAGCUGUGGCAUUUUUUUCAGGCUAGACUUACCGGAAUCCUCUGGGAACCAGCCUAUGUCACCAGAGCAACAGCUAACUGUGAUGCUCCAGGGAGAGAAGGAAAGAGCCAAGCAAGAAGAUGAGCCUUCCGAAGAAGACCUAGAGAGAUACUUUUAUUACGUGCAGCAUGGAAUCAAGGAAAGCAUGAUCGCCCCUCAAGGGAAAGAUGUGAUGAACCAAAUCUUAAAGUUUAUUCCAGAUGAGUUGACAAAUAAUCCUAAUUUGGAAAAUCUGUUAAACAGCCUGGUGGAGGAAAAUGAAAGAGAUUAUUACCUCAGCCUCAUGAGAAGCAUUGUGGAUUACAUCCUAAUGGAUCCCGGCGAGAGGCAGCGACUGUUCAUUGGGAACAUCCCGCAGGUGUUUCCUCAGAGAGUCAUUCGGGCCCCGGUCCCGUGGCACAGCACGUACCAAAGAGUGAAGAAGCAGAAUGAAGAAUGUCUGUUUACAGUGAAUCCCAUGAUGCUGAUCCUGCAGAAUCUGUGGUUUGCAGAGUUUAGCCACAUCAGAUUUGUUCGAAUAAAGGAACUGCUCGCCAGCACGCUGCCCAUGCUGCCCUGGGAAUUUUGGAACAUCAUUCAGACUCAGUGUUUAGAAGCUCGUGGUAUUCUGCUGGAAAAGUGGAUCCCCUCUUGUGUCUCUCUUUUUGCCUCUCAGAAGGACCAAUGGAUCUACUUGACUCCCCAGAGUGACUAUGAUUCGUGUCAAAGCAUCGAGGAGUUCUUUGCUUCCGUGGCCAUUUUCAUGUCUCUGCAGCUCCGGGAGAUGGUCAUUAACUCUCUGAAAGACUUCGUCUCAUUUUUUAUGAUACACAAGGAUGGGAAUGACUUUGAGGAGCCCUAUCAAGAAAUGCAGUUCUUCAUCCCUCAGAUCUUGGUCAUUAAACUCCGAGUGGAAGAAUUCAAAAUUGCCUUUGAUCCACCUUUCAGCGAGUGCUGGGACCUUUUAUACAACUGUUUCAUGGAGAUUAUUAAGAGCUCUCAGGGGAUCCCCAAGGUAGAAUCCCGCCUCUUCCCAGAACUCCAAGGAGAUAACUUUACCCUCAGUACAGUCCAACCUGAUGAAUCUUUGGUACUGGAUAUGUUGAAACAAGUAUUAGAAGUAUUCACUAAGAAUCAAGUUGGCCCCCAAAAAUACUUAAACGUGUAUAAAAAAUUUAACAAUCUGCUGGAUAACACAGCAGAACAGAAUAUCGGAUCUUUUCUGGAACAGAGCCAUGACCUUGAUGAUUUUGUAAUGAAGAUCAACAACUUGAAAAAUCUGAAGAAAGAAAUUGCAUCCUUGCACAUCACCGUACCCCUGGCCAUAUUCUGCCUCAAUGCCUUAAAACUGAAUGAAGACCUCUGCUAUCAGACCCAAAGACUCAGAGACAGGGUAAUCCAGUUCCAAGUGGAUGAGAACAGAGAAUUAAAUUCCAGCAUCUGUAAUCAGUACAACAUAAUUGCAGACAAAGUCACUGAGGUGCCUACCAGCACUGAGGAGCUGGUGUCUCUCACUGCAUAUUUGAGGAAGGCCAGUGAUGUCACCGUGUUCCAGCUCAGGAAGCAAAUUUCAGCUGCAGCCUACCGGUUGGAGUUCCUCAUGGACUACGCUGAUCUUUCUCAAGAGGAUAUAAAGCUGAACAGCACCGUGUUCCUCUGGCCAGACCAGAUUGAAGUCGUCUUCGAAACCAGCAGAACCCAGUUGUUCAAUAAGAGGGAGCAGGCCGAGACGGCCCUAAUUAAAAGGUGCUCUGAGUUUGAAGGAAAGUUAGAAAACUACCACAAAGAAGUGGAAAGCUUUAAAAAGCGGGAUGUUAUGAACAUGGAAGAAAUAAAGAAUAAUGUUGAGAAAUUCAGCGAGCUGACAAAGAAUCUGGAUAUCGCCCUGGUGGAAUUUGAGGCAAUUAAUAAAGAAGAAGAGCUACUGGAAAGGGAGAAAAGCCAGUUCCCUCUUCUACAGAUGAUAAUAACCAACAAGUUGCCCUAUGAACAGCUGUGGAUGACCGCCUACCACUUCUACAUCAAAUCAGAGACCUGGAUGAGUGGACCUCUUCAGGACCUGAAUGCUGAUGAGAUCAGUGAAGAUAUUGGGAACAUGUGGAGGACAGUGUACAAACUGACCAAAGUUCUUACGGACGUUCCUGGGCCCCGGCGUUUAGCAGAGAACUUGAAAAUCAAGAUUGACAAAUUCAAACAACACAUCCCCAUCCUCUCCAUUUCCUGCAACAAGGGCAUGAAGGAGCGGCAUUGGCAACAGAUCAGUGAGAUCGUGGGCUAUGAAAUAAAGCUUGAUGAAAAUACUUGUCUCUUGAGUAUGUUGGAAUAUGGAUUAUACAAAUUCAUUGAAAAACUUGAGCCUAUUGGAGCAGCAGCCAGUAAAGAAUAUUCCCUGGAGAAAAGCCUGGAUAAAAUGAAAUCUGAGUGGGUAAACUUGGCCUUCUGCUUUGUUAAAUACAGAGACACGGACACGAGCAUCCUGUCUGCAAUUGAUGACAUCCAGGUCCUGCUUGAUGACCACAUUGUUAAGACACAGACUAUGUGUGGGUCCCCAUUCGUCAAACCAAUAGAAGCAGAGUGCAGGAAAUGGGAAGAAAAGCUCAUUGAGAUGCAGGAUAUCUUGGAUGCCUGGCUGAAGUGCCAGGCUACUUGGCUGUACCUGGAACCCAUCUUCAGCUCCGAGGACAUUAUAGCACAAAUGCCCGAAGAGGGCAGGAAAUUUGGAAUCGUGGACAGUUACUGGAAGAAUAUCAUGACUCAAGCGGUAAAGGACACCAGAGUGCUUGUAGCUACUGAACAGUCACGGAUGCUGGAGAAACUCCAUGAAGCCAAUUUUCUGUUGGAAGAAAUCCAGAAGGGGCUGAAUGAUUACUUGGAGAAGAAAAGAUUGUUCUUCCCAAGGUUCUUUUUCUUGUCGAACGACGAGCUGCUGGAGAUUUUGUCAGAAACCAAGGACCCUCUCCGCGUCCAGCCUCACUUAAAGAAGUGCUUCGAGGGCAUCGCCAAGCUCGAGUUCACAAAUGAGCUGGAAAUUGUGGGCAUGAUCAGCUCUGAGAAGGAAAUGGUUCCUUUCACCAACAAAAUCUACCCUGCUGAAGCUAAAGGUAUGGUGGAGAAGUGGCUUUUGCAAGUGGAGCAGAUGAUGCUUGAAAGCAUUCGGCAUGUGAUUAAACUUGGGAUUGAAGAUUAUGCCAAGGUUCCUAGGAAAGAGUGGGUUUUGCAGUGGCCUGGACAAGUGGUUAUCUGUGUCUCAUCCAUCUACUGGACCCAGGAAGUGGCUGAAGCAGUUACAGCAAAGACUUUACCAGCAUUCUUGGAGAAGAACAACCUGCAGAUCGCGGAGAUUGUUGAGCUGGUGCGGGGAAAGCUGUCCAGCGGUGCUCGGCUCACCCUCGGCGCCCUCACUGUCAUCGACGUACACGCUCGUGAUGUGGUAGCCAAAUUGGCCCAGGACCAAGUCUCCGACCUGAGUGACUUCCAGUGGAUUUCACAGCUGCGCUACAGCUGGGAGAAGGACGGGGUGGUGGUGCGGAUGAUCACCACGGAGGCCCUGUAUGGCUACGAGUACCUGGGCAACUCCCCCCGGCUAGUGAUCACCCCCCUCACAGACCGCUGCUACAGAACGUUAAUGGGUGCCCUGAAACUGAACCUCGGGGGUGCCCCGGAGGGCCCUGCAGGGACAGGCAAGACCGAAACAACCAAAGAUCUAGCCAAAGCUCUGGCUAAACAGUGCGUUGUCUUCAAUUGCUCUGAUGGAUUGGAUUACAAAGCCAUGGGAAAGUUCUUCAAAGGGCUGGCCCAGUCUGGAGCGUGGUCCUGCUUUGAUGAAUUCAAUAGGAUUGAGGUGGAGGUGCUGUCAGUGGUUGCCCAGCAGAUUCUCAGCAUCCAGCAGGCCAUCAUCCGAAAGUUGAAAACCUUCAUCUUUGAAGGGACUGAGAUCUCUCUGAAUCCAACCUGCUCGGUCUUCAUCACUAUGAAUCCUGGGUAUGCAGGACGAGCAGAGCUUCCGGAUAAUCUGAAGGCUUUGUUCCGAACUGUUGCCAUGAUGGUGCCGGAUUAUGCUUUGAUCGGUGAAAUCUCCCUGUAUUCCAUGGGCUUUCUUGACUCUAGAAGUCUUGCCCAGAAAAUUGUUGCCACUUACCGCCUGUGCUCUGAGCAGUUAUCCUCCCAGCAUCACUAUGACUACGGCAUGCGAGCGGUGAAGUCGGUCCUCACGGCAGCCGGGAACCUAAAGCUGAAGUAUCCGGCUGAAGAUGAAAGCGUCCUGUUGCUGCGUGCCCUGCUGGACAUCAACCUGGCCAAAUUCUUGGCCCAAGAUGUACCUCUGUUUCAGGGAAUCAUCUCGGACUUGUUUCCCGGUGUCAUCCUCCCUAAACCAGACUAUGAGCUUCUAAUCCAGUCGCUAAAUAAAAUUAUUGAAAAGAGGAAACUCCAACCAGUUCCGUGGUUUAUUGAAAAAAUUAUCCAGAUUUAUGAGAUGAUGCUCGUGCGUCACGGCUUCAUGAUCGUUGGAGACCCCAUGGGCGGGAAGACCUCUGCCUACAAAGUGCUGGCGGGAGCUCUAGGCGAUUUGUUCGCAGCCAACUCGAUGGAAGAGUUUGCUGUUGAAUAUAAAAUCAUUAAUCCCAAGGCCAUCAGCAUGGGUCAGUUAUAUGGGUGCUUUGACCCAGUCAGCCAUGAGUGGACAGACGGGGUUCUGGCAACCUCUUUUAGAGAGCAAGCGGCUUCUCUCACCGAAGAGCGAAAGUGGAUUAUAUUUGACGGGCCGGUGGAUGCGGUUUGGAUCGAGAACAUGAACACUGUGCUGGAUGACAAUAAGAAGCUGUGUUUAAUGAGUGGAGAAAUCAUUCAGAUGAACAACAAGAUGAGCCUGAUCUUUGAGCCAGCUGACCUGGAGCAGGCAUCGCCAGCCACCGUCAGCAGGUGUGGGAUGAUCUACAUGGAGGCCCAUCAGCUAGGCUGGCAGCCCCUGAAGGACUCAUAUAUGGACACCUUGCCCAACACCCUUUCAAAUGAACACCGAGAACUGGUGAAAGACAUGUUCAAUUGGCUCAUUCAGCCCUGCUUGGAUUUCAUCCGGCUGAAGUGUAAAUGUGUGGUGUCCACAUCUCCUGUCCACCUGGCCUUCUCCAUGACGAGACUGUACACCUGCCUGUUGGAUGAAAUCAAGAAUGCCGGGGAAAAUGAAGAGGAGUCCUUGACGAACCAGCAGAUCUUCCUCUGGCUUCAGGGAUUGUUCCUCUUUGCUGUGGUGUGGACGGUGGGCGGCACCAUCAAUAGCGACAGCAGAAAGAAGUUUGAUGUAUUUUUCCGCAAUCUGUUGUUGGGCAUGGAUGAUUCCAACCCCAGGCCCAAAAGCGUCAAACUCACCAAGAAUAACAUAUUUCCGGAAAGAGGGAGUGUCUACGAUUUCUAUUUCUUAAAGCAUAGCAGUGGGCAGUGGAACACUUGGACUGAUUACAUCACCAAAGAAGAGGAGACCAUUCCUCCUGGAACAAAAGUCUCAGAACUCAUCAUUCCCACCAUGGAGACAGCUCGGCAAACCUUCUUCCUGAAUGUCUACUUGAAGCACGAGGUCCCAGCACUGUUUGUGGGGCCCACGGGCACCGGGAAGUCUGCCAUCACCAACAACUUCCUGUUCCACCUCCCCAAAGCGAAGUACAUGCCCAACUGCAUCAACUUCUCUGCUAGGACAUCGGCCAAUCAGACUCAGGAUAUCAUCAUGUCUAAGCUGGACCGGCGGCGGAAAGGCCUGUUUGGACCUCCUGUGGGGAAAAAGGCGGUGGUGUUUGUUGAUGACCUUAACAUGCCAGCCAAGGAAAUAUAUGGGGCCCAGCCACCUAUUGAACUUCUGAGGCAGUGGAUUGACCACGGUCACUGGUAUGACAAGAAGGAUACAUCUAGACUGGACGUUAUUGAUCUGUUGCUUGUUUCAGCCAUGGGGCCUCCCGGUGGAGGGAGAAACCACAUUACAGGACGGUUCACCCGCCAUCUGAAUAUCAUUUCCAUCAAUGCCUUUGAAGAUGAGAUUUUGAGCAAGAUUUUCAGUUCCGUGGUCAACUGGCACUUUGGGAAAGGCUUUGAUGUGAUGUUUCUGAGGUUUGGCAAGAUGUUGGUCCAAGCAACGAUGACUAUUUAUAAAACUGCGGUGGAGAACUUCCUUCCAACUCCCUCCAAAUCCCAUUAUGUCUUCAAUCUUCGGGAUUUCUCUCGUGUUAUCCAAGGCGUGCUGCUGUGCCCACACACCCACUUACAGGAUGGAGAAAAGCUGAUCCGCCUUUGGAUCCAUGAAGUUUAUCGCGUCUUCUAUGAUCGCUUGAUAGACAGUGAAGACAGGCAGGUGUUCUUUAGCAUGGUGAAGGAGACCACCUUCAAUUGCUUCAAAAAAAAUGUUGAGAAGGUCCUGGGCCAUUUGUCCCACUCUGGAAAGAUCGAGGACGACAACAUCCGCAGCCUCUUCUUCGGAGAUUUUGUCAAGCCCGAAAGCGACCUCAAGGUCUACGACGAGAUCACGGAUCUGACGCAGCUCACCACCGUCAUGGAGUAUUACCUCGAAGAGUUCAACAACAUCAGCAAGGCCCCCAUGUCUCUGGUUAUGUUCCAGUUUGCCAUCGAGCACAUCUCCCGGAUCUGCAGGGUCCUGAAGCAGGACAGCGGACACCUGCUGCUGGUGGGCAUAGGAGGGAGCGGCAGGCAGAGUGCCAGCAAGCUGGCCACCUUCAUCAACUCCCAUGAACUGUUUCAGAUCGAGAUCACCAAGAACUACACCAAAAACGACUGGCGGGAGGAUGUGAAGAAGAUCAUGCUGCAGGCCGGGGUGGCCAGCAAGAGCAUGGUCUUCCUGUUCUCGGACAAUCAGAUCAAGGAUGAGGCCUUCGUAGAGGAUAUCAACAUGCUCCUGAACACGGGCGACGUGCCCAACAUCUUCCUGGCCGAGGAGAAGGCUGACAUCGUGGAGAAGAUGCAGUCGGCAGCCAGGACGGAGGGAAGAAAGAUUGAAGCCACGCCCCUUUCUAUGUACAACUUCUUUAUUGAGAGGGUGAAAAAAAAUCUCCACAUUGUUUUAGCCAUGAGCCCCAUUGGGGAUGCCUUCCGGAACCGCUUGAGAAUGUUCCCUUCCCUGAUCAAUUGCUGCACCAUCGAUUGGUUCCAGACUUGGCCCACGGAUGCCCUGGAGAUGGUGGCCCACAAGUUUUUAGAAGACGUGGAGCUCGAAGAUGAAAUCCGGAAAGAGGUUGUGUCGAUGUGCAAGUAUUUCCAGGAAAGUGUGAGAUGCCUGUCGGAGGACUAUUUCAGUACGCUACGAAGACACAACUACGUCACCCCAACUUCUUACCUUGAGCUGAUUCUGACCUUUAAGACUUUACUGAGCAGCAAAAGACAAGAGGUUGAUACGAUGAGAAACCGCUACCUUGUGGGGCUUCAGAAACUUGAUUUUGCAUCUUCACAAGUGGUGGUAAUGCAAAAAGAGCUAACUGCCCUUCAGCCUGAACUGAUUCAAACUUCUGAAGAGACGGAAAAGAUGAUGGUGAAAAUAGAGGAAGAGACCGUUGAAGCGGAUGCUAAAAAGGCCCUGGUAUCGGCAGAUGAGAAGGAGGCCAACGCGGCCGCGGCGGUCUCUCAGGGAAUCAAGGAUGAAUGCGAAGGAGACCUGGCCGAGGCCAUGCCCGCCCUAGAGGCUGCCCUGGCGGCGCUUGACACCCUGAACCCCUCGGACAUCACGCUCGUCAAGUCGAUGCAGAAUCCCCCGGGUCCCGUCAAGCUCAUCAUGGAGAGUAUCUGUGUCAUGAAAGGAAUGAAGCCGGAAAGGAAGCCGGACCCAAGUGGCAGCGGUAAGAUGAUAGAGGAUUAUUGGGGAACGUCCAGGAAGAUCCUCGGAGAUCUGAAAUUCCUGGACAGCUUGAAGACGUACGACAAAGACAAUAUUCCCGUGGCGGUGAUGAAGAGGAUCCGGGAAAGGUUCAUCGACCAUCCGGACUUCCAGCCGGCGGUCAUCAAAAACGUUUCGUCAGCCUGCGAGGGCCUGUGCAAGUGGGUGAGGGCCAUGGAGGUGUACGACCGAGUGGCCAAAGUGGUGGCCCCCAAGCGGGAGAGGCUGAGGGAGGCGGAGGGGAAGCUCGAGGUGCAGAUGCAGAAGCUGAACCUGAAGCGGGCGGAGCUGAAGCUGGUGGAGGAUCGCCUCCAGAUGCUCAACGAGGAGUUCGAAGACAUGAACCAGAGGAAGAGGGAAUUAGAGGACAACAUCGAACUCUGCUCCCAGAAGUUGAUCCGGGCCGAGAAGCUCAUCAGCGGCCUGGGAGGGGAGAAGGACAGGUGGACGGAAGCCGCCCGGCUCCUGGGAAUCCGCUACAUCAACCUGACGGGGGAUGUGUUGCUGUCCUCGGGCACCGUGGCUUACUUGGGAGCCUUUACGGUGGACUACCGUCACCGGUGCCAGAGCGAGUGGCUGGAACUCUGCAAGAAGAAGGCGAUCCCGGGGUCGGACGACUUCAGCCUAAGUAACACCCUGGGGGACCCGGUCAAGAUUCGGGCCUGGCAGAUUGCCGGCCUGCCCAUCGACUCUUUUUCCAGCGACAACGGUAUCAUCGUCUCUAACUCCCGGAGGUGGGCUUUAAUGAUCGACCCCCAGGGGCAGGCCAACAAGUGGGUGAAAAACAUGGAGAGAGCCAACAAGCUGUCCGUCAUCAAGCUCACCGACGCCAAUUACGUGAGGACGCUGGAGCACGCUCUGCAGUUCGGCACGCCGGUCCUCCUGGAGAACAUCGGCGAGGAACUGGAUGCCUUCAUCGAGCCCAUCUUACUCAAGCAGACCUUUAAGCAGCAAGGAGUAGAGUACAUGAGACUGGGAGAGAACAUUAUCGAGUACUCGCGCGACUUCAAACUCUACAUCACGACCCGUCUGAGGAAUCCUCAUUACCUCCCCGAGGUAGCCGUGAAAGUCUGCCUUCUCAACUUCAUGAUCACACCGCUGGGUCUCCAAGACCAGCUGCUCGGCAUCGUGGCCGCCAAGGAAAAGCCCGAUUUGGAAGAGAAGAAGAACCAGUUGAUUAUCGAGAGCGCCGCCAACAAGAAACAGCUGAAAGAAAUCGAAGAUAAGAUCCUGGAGGUCCUCUCCAAAUCGCAAGGCAACAUUCUCGAAGACGAGACCGCCAUCAAGAUCUUGUCUUCUUCCAAAAUGCUGUCCGAAGUGAUCUCGGAAAAGCAAAAAAUAGCUUCCAUGACCGAGGUGGAGAUAGAUGCGACGCGAUUGGGCUACAAGCCGGUGGCCAUUCAUUCCUCCACCAUCUUCUUUUGCAUUUCUGAUCUGGCCAACAUUGAGCCGAUGUACCAGUAUUCCCUGAUGUGGUUCAUCAACCUGUACGUGCACUCCCUGGCCCACAGUCGGAAGAGCGAGGACCUGCAGGAGCGGAUCGAGUCCAUCAUUGACCACUUUACGGUGAGCAUCUAUAAUAACGUCUGCCGCUCCCUCUUUGAGAAGGACAAGCUGCUCUUCUCCCUCCUCUUGACGGUGGGGAUCAUGAAAGGGAAGGGGGAGAUUGAUGACGAGGUGUGGCGGUUUCUGCUGACCGGAGGGGUAGCUCUGGAAAACCCCCACCCCAACCCAGCCCCAGAGUGGCUGUCUGACAAAUCCUGGGCCGAGAUCGUGCGGGCCUCUGACCUGACCAACCUGCGGGGGCUGAGGGAACACGUCCAAGACAACGUUGCUCCCUGGAAAAAGAUCUACGACUCGGCCCGGCCCCACGAGAUGACGUUUCCCGGCGUGUGGAAGGCCCUGCAGGGGCUAGAUCGGCUGACCGUUCUCAGGUGUUUUCGCCCGGACAAGAUCGUUCCAGCCACCCAGGACUUCAUUGUGGACAACAUGGGAAGGACUUACAUUGAACCACCCACAUUUGACCUGCAGGGAUCCUACGACGACUCGACCUGCUGCGCGCCGCUGAUCUUCAUCUUAUCUCCAGGCGCCGACCCCAUGGCAGGGUUGUUAAAGUUUGCUGAAGACCUGGACAUGGGAGGUACCAAAAUUCAGACCAUCUCCCUCGGCCAGGGCCAAGGUCCCAUUGCCGCCCAAAUGAUCAGCACUGCGAUUGUCCAAGGAACGUGGGUCGUCUUGCAGAACUGCCACCUGGCCACCAGCUGGAUGCCAACUUUGGAGAAGAUUUGUGAGGAAGUGAUCAUCCCUGAACAAACCAACCAGGACUUCAGGUUAUGGCUAACGAGUUACCCGUCAGAAAAGUUUCCGGUCAGCAUCCUCCAGAAUGGAAUCAAAAUGACCAAUGAACCGCCUAAAGGGGUUCGGGCAAACCUUCUCCGCUCCUAUCUCAAUGACCCCAUCUCAGACCCCGUUUUCUUCGGGGGUUGUGGAAAGCCAAAGAUGUGGCAAAAGUUGUUAUUUGGCCUUUGCUUCUUCCAUGCUAUUGUUCAAGAAAGGAGGAACUUUGGACCCCUGGGAUGGAACAUCCCCUAUGAAUUCAACGAGUCUGACCUGAGGAUCAGCAUGCGGCAGAUCCAGAUGUUCCUGAAUGAAUAUGACGAGGUGCCGUUUGAAGCCCUGACCUACCUAACAGGUGAAUGUAAUUAUGGUGGGAGAGUGACAGAUGACAAAGACAGGCGUCUCCUUCUAUCGCUGCUUUCCAUCAUUUACAAUAAGGAUAUCGAAAAGGAUAAGUACGUUAUCGCUCCAGGAGAGGUCUACUACAUCCCUCUUCACGGCCCCUACCAGUCCUAUAUAGAGUAUAUCCGGGGCCUUCCCAUCACGACCCAUCCGGAAGUUUUCGGGCUCCACGAGAAUGCGGACAUCACGAAGGAUAACCAGGAAACCAACCAGUUAUUUAAUGGAGUGUUGUCAACUCUGCCCAGGCAAGCUGGAGGAGGGGGCAGAUCUCCUCAGGAAGUGGUUGAAGACCUGGCAGGGGACAUCCUAUCCAAGUUACCAAAGGACUUUGAUCUGGAGCUGAUCAUGAAGGUGUAUCCUGUGCUCUACAAAGAGUCCAUGAACACUGUUCUCAGACAGGAGCUGAUCAGAUUCAAUAGGCUGACGGAAGUGGUGCGGAAUAGCCUCGUCAACCUCGGGAAGGCCAUCAAAGGUCAAGUUCUCAUGUCUGCCGAGCUGGAGGAUGUCUUCAACAGCAUGUUGGUGGGGAAGGUGCCAGCCAUGUGGGCCGCUAAGUCUUACCCCUCCCUGAAACCACUGGGUGGCUACGUGGCCGACCUCCUCGCCCGGCUAGCCUUCUUCCAGGACUGGAUCAAUAAUGGGUCCCCCAACGUGUUUUGGAUCUCGGGAUUCUAUUUCACUCAGUCCUUCUUGACAGGGAUUUCCCAGAAUUUUGCUAGGAAGUACACAAUCCCCAUCGACCAUAUUGGAUUUGAAUUUGAGGUGACCCAUCAGGAAUCGUCAAUGGAAACGCCCCCAGAAGACGGGGCCUUUGUAAAGGGUCUUUUCUUGGAAGGAGCCCGGUGGGAUAGGCAGAUGAUGUCGAUCGGAGAGUCCCACCCCAAGAUCCUCUAUGAUCCUCUGCCCGUCAUUUGGCUGAAGCCUGGAGAAAGUUCCAAGUUCCUGCACGAGAGCGUUUACCUCUGUCCCGUCUACAAAACCAGCGCCCGGAGAGGGACGCUUUCCACCACGGGCCACUCCACCAACUACGUCCUCUCCAUCGAGCUCCCUACAGACCUGCCCGAGAAGCACUGGAUCAUCCGGGGGGUGGCGGCUCUCUGCCAGUUGGAUGACUGAAGGCGUCUCUCCCACCACCGAGGGAGGGGAAAAAAAGAAAAUAAAAGUGGAGUCUCUGAGA